AUGGAACCAGAGGCAUACAUCAGGUCCGCGUGGCAAGAGGCUGCCAUGUUGCCACUCCCGGCUUUGAUAUCAUAUACCCCAGGAGGCUGUGAGAUCGUUCUCAAUGAGAAGAUGGAUCAAAACUGGUGUUCAAGCUUUGUCGAGCCUCGGAUUGGGACGAACCACCCUCCCGUUGCUGCAGCGUUCGUGAAGAUGAUUGGCGUCUGGGCCAAGGUCCAGCUUUUGGUCAACGAUUGCUCUGCUUCCUCGACGGCUCAAAAUCUCGAUUCUGUGCAAAAACUCUCAAAUCUCGCAACCUCGAUCUUUGAAACUACAGUGUCCAGUCGACAGCAAACCGGUGACGCUGAUCCGGCCUCAGAAGACAAGAUUUUGAUUUUAUUUUUUGAAGCCCUGUACCACCAGUGCCUCAUUACUUUGCACUCAAUAAUUGUCCCUUUAUUUUCAAGCACGUCGACAGAGCCGACAACAGACCUUGAUGUCGUGAAAAACAGCGCGGAUAAGAUAACAUACCAUGCAGAUAUGUUUGAGCGACUUUUGGCUCCUUAUCUGUAUGGCAAAGACGACGUCACAAUCCUGCCACCUCUUGUCAGUUAUGGUGCUUUCAUAACCGGGAUUGUGUUCUUGGCUAUUGAGAUCUCCCAUCGCGAGGAGGCAUCGCAUGUGAGGCCUGCGGGGGCAUACACAGCAGGGAACAGAUUAUCUGCGGUCAAGGCUAUAUUGCGUUUACUGGAUACACUUCGAGUUUACUGGAGAGCUUUGCAACGUCCGUGGGAAAGACUUAAUGCUGCCUUACAGGUAGAUCUCUCAACCUACCGAAGACGAUGCAAGACAGCUACCCAGCAAAGCAAUCUGUCAGCAACACAUGUUCCCAGAAACUACGAACGCAAUUCCCCGGAUUCCAUCGUUCCACCUCGUUCUACACCGACAAAUCCUAUCGAUGCGCAACAGCCUGGCACACUGGAAACUGCCAAUCUAGCAACACGCCCCUCGAGCGAACAGGCACGUCCCUGGCUUGACCAAAACACAAUAGAUCCAUACGCAUUCCCACAAACCCCGCUCACGAUCAGAGAUGAUGGGUAUGACUUUGAGCGGCCAGGUGAAACUGGGACCAGAGUCUCGUUCCCAGCACAAAACAGCAUGCCACUCGAUGACCCUUGGUACAAUUUGUCUUUUGCAGAAGCCGGGAUCGAGGAGUUUGCUGGGACUGAUCCUUCUACGCUUUUCCAGCAAGGAUGGAGGAUUUUCAGCUGA
Penicillium alfredii is the source of this 1251-nucleotide messenger RNA. Its product is annotated as fungal specific transcription factor domain-containing protein. Bases 1 to 1251 code for a protein of 416 amino acids. The record is from RefSeq and is a predicted model, not a curated record. NCBI's taxonomy places the organism in Eukaryota, Fungi, Ascomycota, Eurotiomycetes, Eurotiales, Aspergillaceae. Gene Ontology annotation, cellular component: nucleus. The transcript is spliced from 3 exons.